AUGUCCGCGCCGCAAUCUGCGGCCCUCCAGGCCGCCAGUCUCUUCCGCGUCGAUGGCCUGGUAGCCGUGAUUACCGGCGGCGGCACCGGCAUUGGGCUCACAAUGGCCCGCGCGCUCGCCGCCAACGGCGCCCGCCUCGUGUUUAUCCUCGGCCGCCGCAAGGACGUCCUGGACGCCGCCGCGGCGGCUGCCAAUGCCGACGAGAAGCGCGACGUCCUGGUGCCGGUCGCCUGCGACGUCGGCGACAAGGCGUCCCUGCAGGCCUCGGUCGACGCCGUCACGGCCCACCUCGCCUCGCUGGGGCUGGCGGACGUCGGCGUCCACCUCGUCGUCGCCAAUGCCGGCAUCCUCGGCCCCGCCACGCAGCGCUACGACCCGGCCGGCCUGGCGACGGCGGCGGAGCUCCGCCAGCGCAUGUUUGCCGACGCCGACAUGGCCGCCAUGACGCAGACGUUCCACGUCAACGUGACGGGCGCCUUCUUCACGGCCAUGGCGUACCUCGCGCUGCUCGACCAGGGCAACCGCUCCGUGCAGGCGGCGGACGGGGCGCGCCGCACGCAGAGCCAGGUCGUCGUGACGUCGAGCAUCGGCGCCUUUUUGCGCGGCCCGCAGUCGGCGCCGUCGUACCUCGGCAGCAAGGCGGCCAUCCUGCAGCUCACCAAGCAGAUGGCGGCGAUGCUGUCGCCGUACCGGAUCCGGGCCAACGCGCUGGCGCCGGGGCUGUUCCCGACCGAGCUGGCGGCGGUGCUGACGGGCGGCCGCACGCCCGAGACCGAGGGCUACGACCACCCGGCGUUCAUCCCGGCGCGGCGCUUCGGCACGGACACGGACAUGGCGGGGACGAUCUUGUACCUGGCCAGUCCGGCCGGCGGGUUCUGCAACGGGCUGACGCUGGUGUUUGACGGCGGGCGGCUGUCGGUAGCGACGGGCAACUACUAG
Sporothrix brasiliensis 5110 is the source of this 939-nucleotide messenger RNA. RefSeq lists its product as uncharacterized. Bases 1 to 939 code for a protein of 312 amino acids. The transcript has a single exon. Lineage: Eukaryota; Fungi; Ascomycota; Sordariomycetes; Ophiostomatales; Ophiostomataceae. The record is from RefSeq and is a predicted model, not a curated record.